GAUACGCGUUUUCAAUACGAGGCAAACUCAAAUUUAUUAUUUUCAUUUUCAAAAUAUCAAUUUGUUGAAAACUAGCAACUACUACUCAUCUCUUCACUCGUCAUUAUGGUUAAAUUGCGCGAUGAACAGAAGACAGAGCUUAUAAAACAGGAAAAAAAGCGCCGACGCAUUGCUCGGUUACGACAGGUUCGCCAGCAAAGUGCAGCAAAUGCAAAGAUUACAAGAGACGUGGUGAAUCAACGGAAGCAAGAGUUCAUUCAAGAAAUUAGGGAAGAAUUGCACGAGCAGGUGGAUGCGCUAAUGACAGAAGUAACUGAAAAAUCGUUAAAAUUACCUGUCUCCGCAAAAAGGAAAACUUCUACGCCUCGCUCACUUAAAAAGUCUUCUCGUUGUCGUGAAAUGACGGAAAGCGAUCUGGAGUUGGCGAAAAAAAGAAAUGCAGAUGCAAUGAAGCAUCUUCGAGAAGCGAAGAAAAAGAAGGAAAAGGAGCAAGAGGAAAAGUUGGCAAAGAAGAAAGAAGCCGCACGAAAAGCUAAUGCAAUUAUGAGAGGAGCUCAGAUAUUGUAAUAAUAAACUUUUUUUUCAUUUAUGAGUAUAUAUUGAGAUCAAACAAAGAAAGUGACAAGAAAUCG
This is a messenger RNA of Caenorhabditis elegans, 632 nucleotides long. It is a transcript of the gene enee-1, whose product is annotated as Coiled-coil domain-containing protein 86. The transcript has 4 exons. NCBI's taxonomy places the organism in Eukaryota, Metazoa, Nematoda, Chromadorea, Rhabditida, Rhabditidae. The coding region runs from base 106 to 567 and encodes 153 amino acids. The record is from RefSeq and is marked reviewed.